Molecule: messenger RNA, 735 nt
Organism: Daucus carota subsp. sativus
Lineage: Eukaryota; Viridiplantae; Streptophyta; Magnoliopsida; Apiales; Apiaceae
Exons: 3
Coding region: 185-604 (139 amino acids)
Source: RefSeq, a predicted model, not a curated record
GGCCCUGUCCCUAAUAUUCUGCCCGCCGUUAGUCCGUUACAAUCUAGGGCUCCCUUAAGCUUAAGUUCAAGUUUAUUCUCUUGCGAUUCGAAUAAAAAAAAAAGAUAUUUUUGAUUGUAAUUGGUUCCUGCUUGUUUCUUGCUUGAUUUUAACUCAAAGCUGCUGGUGAUGGUCAUCUGAAUCAAUGGAUCUUUCUGUUCAAGAAGAUGAAUGGGACACUGAUGGAUUUGAAAUUCCAAGUUUGGGAAUGGGAGGUUCUGAACAAGGUGAAGGUAUAAUUGAUAUUCCGGCAGCAGAAGAGUUAAAAUCUUCAUCCUUCAAGGGUAAUAAGGAGGAAAAAAUAUACCUUGGACCCCAUGGAGCUCCUCCACAACAACCAAAGCAACAAGAACUUAAUUCCUAUGGUCGGAAGCAGAAGUUCAAGCAGAAACUGAAAGAGGCAGACCGAAAAAAUAGUGGUUCCGGACGAGAAAAUAAGUUAGAGAAUUUGAGGGAUCUUGUUGGUGGUGAAAAAACAGUUGUAAACGUGUCAAAGAAUUCUCCCAGAGAUUGGCUAGACCCACACUGUCAUGAGUCUGAGUUUGAAAAGCACCGUGUGCAGUAAGAUGUAUUUGUGCAUCUCAAAGAUCGACUCUAGCCCUUCUCUUUGUGGGAGGAGGGAGUUUGUCUACACUCUACACCAUGUAUUUGACCAUAAUUGUCUGAAUGUAUGUGUUGAUCAUCUUACCAUUUCAA